This is a messenger RNA of Solea senegalensis (Senegalese sole), 2032 nucleotides long. RefSeq names its product thyroid hormone receptor interactor 13 (gene trip13). The record is from RefSeq and is a predicted model, not a curated record. The coding region runs from base 30 to 1352 and encodes 440 amino acids. Gene Ontology annotation, biological process: reciprocal meiotic recombination; meiotic recombination checkpoint signaling. NCBI's taxonomy places the organism in Eukaryota, Metazoa, Chordata, Actinopteri, Pleuronectiformes, Soleidae. Gene Ontology annotation, molecular function: ATP binding; ATP hydrolysis activity. Gene Ontology annotation, cellular component: nucleus; chromosome. The transcript is spliced from 14 exons.
UCCAAACAACACGGUGUGUUUCCGGUUUAAUGAAUCAGCGCGCUGAAUUUAACAUACUGCUUUCUGGCAGCAACAAGCGGCGAGUCAUGGAGAUGGAUGGUGACAGAGAGGAGGUGGGGAACAUCAACGUGGAGGUUCAUGUUAAAUCACACAGCACCGCUAAACUGUCAGAGGUGAGGAUGCACAUUCUGGCUCUGCUGAAUCGCCACAGCAUGGUUUUUGGAAACUACAGAUGGACAGAGUUUGACGAAGACUUUCUGAGGAAAAAUGUGGAGUCCGUGGCCAUAGUGGAUAUUGAGGAAAUAGUAACACAGCCCCUUGAUUUGAAAAGCUCCUCUGUGUCUGUUCACAUCUUCACAUUGAAUGAGGAUCAACCCAGCACACUCAGUUUGGAAGACGACGAAGAGCUUUCAGCAGCAAAUCACUGGCUGUUACCAACAGCUGAAUUCCAUGGGAUUUGGGAGAGCCUGGUGUAUGACAGCGGAGUCAAAACACAGCUCCUGGAUUAUGUCACUACAACAAUUUACUUCUCAGACAAAAAUGUUGACAGCAACCUGAUUUCAUGGAACCGUGUUGUGCUGCUUCAUGGACCGCCAGGUACUGGGAAAACAUCAUUGUGCAAAGCUCUUGCCCAGAAGCUGACAAUCAGACUGUCAAGUCGGUAUUCUUAUGGCCAAUUUGUUGAGAUAAACAGCCACAGCCUGUUCUCAAAGUGGUUCUCAGAGAGUGGCAAGCUGGUCACAAAGAUGUUUCAAAAGAUCCAACAACUCAUUGAUGACAAAGAAGCUCUCGUGUUUGUCCUGAUCGAUGAGGUGGAGAGUCUGACAGCAGCUAGAAAUGCCUCCCAGGCAGGAACAGAGCCUUCUGACGCCAUUCGAGUCGUCAAUUCUGUUCUCACCCAACUGGACCAGAUCAAACGACAUUCAAACGUUGUGAUCUUGACGACUUCCAAUGUGACAGAGAAGAUUGACUUGGCAUUUGUGGACAGAGCCGACAUCAAGCAGUACAUUGGACCCCCAUCUGAGAAAGGCAUCUACAAUAUCUAUCUCUCCUGCCUCGAGGAGCUGAUGAAGUGCCAGAUCAUCUACCCCCGGCAGCAGCUGUUUACCAUGUUUGAGCUGGAGACGAUGGGCUUUGCUGAGAGCGAGGUGUCUGAACACAGUCUGAAGUUGAGGAACAUUGCUGUAAAAAGCAAAGGUUUAAGUGGAAGAGCACUGAGGAAGUUGCCUUUUCUCGCCCAUGCACUGUUUGUGAGGUCGCCGACAGUGACCCUUGAGAGGUUUCUGGAGGCCAUGGAGCGAGCAGUGGCUAAACAAAGGGAGGAAAAAUCUAAUCUGGUCAAUGGGUUCUGAUCUUAUUACAAUGCUGACAUGUGAUUGUUCAUGAGAUCUCGGUCCUAUUUCCUGUUUCCAGUUCAAAGAAACCAUAACCCGUACGUCUUUUUUUUAAGCUUAAUCUGUGCUUUUUGACAGCACUAUGUUAAAUACUGUACAUUUACGAGAAACAUUGUUUAACAAAUGUUAAUUUGGUGUAAGAUGGAAUACCCAUCCAGUGCUUGAAUUUUGUUAUUGUUUACUACUUUCUCGUCUCCACCAUGUUUAAAGUUUUAAUAUAACAUGCAGCUUUAACUUUAAUAAUUCCUUUCAUAAUGUCAUUGAUGCACACACAAGCUCAAUCUGUGCAUUUGUUUCUUGGAAAUGGCAGCUUGUCCGACAGAAAUAAGAAGCAGUUCCACGAUGUUCCCGAGGCCUCAGUGGAAGGCGAAGCAGCAGAAGUAAAGAAAUCAUAUUGUAGUUUCCUACAUUGCGUGUUAAAGGUUUUUUUUCAUAACGUGCCUGCCUCUUAUUUUUGAUGGACAAGCUGCUUGUUGUACAAUUACCUUGGCUUUGUUUGUCCUCUCUUCUGGUUUUAAAAGGUGACAUUUCUCUUGUUCGGGAAAUAUUCUUUUGCCAUUGUCAGUUCUAUAUCAUCUUUGCACUCUUUGCUAUUUUAUUUUGUAUAAAACACUGUAAUAAAUUGUUUAAAAUUGUGA